AAUGUCUGAAGAAUCAAUUGUUGACAGUACAGAAAAUGAAGUAAUGGCUGAAGAAGAAUCUGAAGAAAAUCAAGAGCCUAAAUUGUAUAACCACGUAUUGACUGAAGAGCAAAAACAACGUAAAAUAAAAUGCGUCACUUGGGACGACAAAGUUGUUGAGGUUGAGUGGUAUUUGAUGAUGCAAUGCGGGGCUUUUGUUUUGCUUUGGGAAAGUUUGAAUCUUGAAGAUGCUGCUAAUCCAGAAGCUUUGGAUAAUUUCAAUUUUCCGCUCAAUGAAAUUACUGAAGAAUGUUUUGUUAAAGUUGUGGAAUGGCUUAGAAAUCACCAAGGUUUAGGCCCGAUCGAAAUUAAACUCGACCAUAUCACUGGCGAGCGCAAAUGGUUUACUUUAACUGAAUGGGAGAGGAACUUUUUCGAGAUUGAUUUUGAAUUUUUGAAGGAAAUUUAUUUGGCUUCUAAUUUUUUGGACAUUAAAUCCCUCUACUAUUAUUGUGCUCAAGAAGCGGCACGUUGUAUUAUGGAUAAAAGUGCUCAGGAAAUACGUGAUAUGUUGGGAUUGCCGGACGUGAGGAAUUUUUAUAUUUUAUUUAAUUUUGAGUAA
Meloidogyne enterolobii is the source of this 601-nucleotide messenger RNA. The record is from the annotation of a GenBank genome assembly. NCBI's taxonomy places the organism in Eukaryota, Metazoa, Nematoda, Chromadorea, Rhabditida, Meloidogynidae.